Molecule: messenger RNA, 1637 nt
Organism: Selaginella moellendorffii
Lineage: Eukaryota; Viridiplantae; Streptophyta; Lycopodiopsida; Selaginellales; Selaginellaceae
Product: (+)-menthofuran synthase
Exons: 3
Coding region: 125-1600 (491 amino acids)
Molecular function (GO): monooxygenase activity; iron ion binding; oxidoreductase activity, acting on paired donors, with incorporation or reduction of molecular oxygen
Source: RefSeq, a predicted model, not a curated record
CUCAUUCUAGAACUUUUUCCUUUUACUGGUCAAGAAAAAAGAAAAAAAGAAACAAAGAGAAAAACUCGACCGACUCCAAGCGACUUCAAAGUCAAUUAAUAGAGUUUGCUAAUUUGCGAGAGCUAUGGAGACGUGGAUCGCUCCGCUUGCAGUGCUCUUCGGGCUCUCCGUGGCUCUCCUCCUGAAAUCAUGGAUUCUUCGCCAACCAUCUGGAGGAGCUGGAUGCUCGCUGCCGCCAUCGCCAAGGGCACUCCCAUUAAUCGGGCACUUGCAUCUGGUUCUUGGCAAGCAUCUCCACCGUGCCUUCGGGGAAAUCGCUCGAGAGCACGGCCCCUGUGUGUUCCUCAAGUUUGGGAGCUCUCCUCACUUGGUCAUCUCCUCUGCCCAAGCCGCCAGAGAGGCCAUCCGAGUCCGCGACUCCACUUAUUCUUCCAGGCCUUUCCUAUCACCAGCCAAGAUUUUCGGUGCCGAUGGAAUUCUAUGGACGCCCUAUGGCGAGUACUGGCGAAACGUGAGGAAGCUUUGCACUCUGGAGCUACUGACGUUGAGGCAAAUCGAGCUCUCGCAAGCCGCGAGAGCCGAGGAGAUGGCUCUGGCCGUGGCAAAGCUUGUGGAGGCCUCGAGGGGUCCAAUGCCGCGCACUGUUAGCCUCACGCAGGUGAUCUCGGAUGUUACUUACGGCAUGAUCUUGCGAAAAGUUGUGGGGAAUGGCCACCGGAGGAACGAGGAAGCUCUGCGGUUUAAGCACUUGCUAAAGGAGGUGUUCGUCGCGGCGGGAGAGUUUUACGUGGGAGACACCAUGCCAUGGCUGCAGUGGCUCGACUUGAGAAAAGCGGCCCAUGCCAAGCGCUUGUACAAGCAAGUUGACGAGUACAUGCAGCGGCUUGUCGACGAGCAGCGCAGGAAAGGCGGGGAUAUUGGCGACGAUUUCAUCAGCAUAAUGCUGCGAAACGAGCUCUUCUCCAAGUCGGAUUCCUUCAUGAAGGCAAUCGUCCUGGACAUGAUCGGUGCUGGAACAGACACUAGCGCAGUGACGAUCGAGUGGGCGAUGGCGGAGCUCAUCAACAAUCCCAGAAUCAUGUCCAGGCUCCUGGAAGAGCUACACAGCGUGGUCGGGCCAUCGUCACUCAAGGUAGAAGAAGCCCACCUCGACAAACUCGUCUAUCUGGACGCAGUGGUGAAAGAAACCCUUCGUCUCCAUCCGCCUGCUGCGAUACUCAUCUUCCAGGCGGCACAGCCAUGCCAGGUGAUGGACUACUUUGUUCCGGAGGGAACACGGGUCUUCAUCAAUAACUAUGAGAUCGCCAGGGAUGAGCGCUGCUGGGAGGAGCCUCUCAAGUUCAAGCCGGAGCGGUUUGUGGAGAGAAACAUCGACAUUGUUGGCGUGCGCGACUUUGAGAUGCUCCCUUUUGGAUCUGGAAGAAGAGGGUGCCCCGGAAUCCAGCUUGGUUUGCGAGUGGUGCAUUUCGUCCUGGCCAACCUUGUGCAUGGCUUUGAGUGGAAGAACCCUAGCGGCAAGGAACUUGACAUGAGUGAAGGAUCUGGUUUGACACUACCUAGAGCAGUUCCUCUUGAGCUUACUAUAUCAUCAAGAAUUUAAAGCUCUUUUGUUUUAACUUACAAGUAAACUUUUUAUA